UCUUCCUACCCACUAAUGUGCUGGGCAUUUGCUUUACAAACGGUAAGUAAACUUCUACACCUGGAGAUUAUCUUGUUUAUGUUGUGGAUUGACACUACACACUUAGCAGCCAGGUUACAGGCACAAUACUCUGAGCUACUUAGAGGACAAUAGCAACAGAGAGGGCCGGGCUUAGUGACAGUUAAGACAAGCAAAUAUUCACCCUUAGUUACCUUUCUGUGAUGUUGCAAUUUGCAGCACAAAAAUGCAUUGAGAGAAAGGGCAGAAAAAGCUGUGCCUGUGAUCCUGUGAUGAUCAUCUGUACUUUUACCUGGGAGGGAAACUAAAGCUUUUCUCUUCUUCCUUCAUUUGCUCACAAUCUGAUUUUGUUUCUUUUUUUUCUAAUGGAAUUAUUCUGUGAAGAUCAUGGAGGGGAAGAAAUGAGGAUUGAAAACCUCUCUGCCUUUGCUUAGCUUUUUAACCUGUUCUUGCCUGCCUGCUCUUCCAGGAGACUACUGCAAUGGCAGAUCCUUCAGUGGUGGACCACUUGACACGACUGAGACUCAAACUCCUAGAAAAGAGACUAGAAAAUGAACAGGAGAACCUAGAGAAGAUGGAGUCGCCUCUUCCAGCUGCAAGAAACAGAUGUGAGGAUAUGCUACAAAGUGCCUUAAAGCGAAGGAAGGAUCUCUUGCAGGAGCUAAGGGAGCAACGCUUUCUGGAAGAGCUUUCGCAGCCCCCUGCACCAGCUGGAGGACUCUGUCACAACCACAGAGCUGCUACCCCACACAUCUACCAGAUACCUUUUCCAGCUCCAGAGGAGCCACCAAGGAUUAUCCAGCAGAUGAUGCCACCUCAGCCUGCCACCAUCAUCCAGCAGCUACCUCAGCAGCAGUCUCCUCUGAUCACACAGAUCCCCCCUGCCCAACCUUUUGCAGCCCCCCGCUCUGGAAGCAUUAAAGAAGAUAUGGUAGAGAUGAUGCUCAUGCAGAAUGCUCAGAUGCACCAGAUCAUCAUGCAGAACAUGAUGCUGAAGGCUCUGCCACCAAUGCCAUUCACACAGCCUGCUGGAGCCAGCCCUCCCCUGCUUCAUUGUGCACAGCAGGUGGCCCACAUACUGACAGAACAUGUUCCUCUCAACUGGACCAUAGCAUUGCUGAAGUAAACCUGUAUUUGAACAGUUCUAUCUGAUUGACAGCCUAGUGUCAGUAAGACUGCGCAUUGUUGGUAUAGGAAGUAGCAGAACUCUGCCCUGCCUGUGUGAACUGGCUUCACACACUGCUUGGAUAAAUAAUUCUCAGUGAUGAAGAACAGAAGGAAAUCUGCUCCUGCAGAGUUUGAACACUGAGGUGCAAUAAGUGCGGUCCACGUUUUCAGCCCCAGGAGGGCUCUGAUUCCCCAUCUUUCCCAAAUCUCAUAGUUACAAAGCUGGCCAAGGCUUUCUUCCCAAAGAGCUAUUGGAAGCUAACUUAAGCAGCUUAGAAUUGCAUAUAUUUGUUUCAUUUCUUUCCCUCAUAUAAUCA
This is a messenger RNA of Pezoporus occidentalis (night parrot), 1502 nucleotides long. It is a transcript of the gene CUNH21orf58, whose product is annotated as chromosome unknown C21orf58 homolog. The transcript has 7 exons. NCBI's taxonomy places the organism in Eukaryota, Metazoa, Chordata, Aves, Psittaciformes, Psittacidae. Bases 500 to 1144 code for a protein of 214 amino acids. The record is from RefSeq and is a predicted model, not a curated record.